UUGGGGUAUUUCUUUUCAGAUUUUUUUGUUCUGAUCAAGAUGCAGACACAGUUGGCGUGUAUGCUUCUCCUCUGUUUAACAUGUGGUGCACUUUGUACAGAUGUUGACCAGGAGCAGCGAGCGCUAGAAGAGGAACUACUCAGCAGUCUCUUCACUUCCAAGAUGAAACAGAAUAAGCAGAGUGCCCCCUAUUGGCGCGUGUCUCUGGCCAACCUCUGUAAGAUGCUGAGCGCCCUGCGGCAGGAGGUGUGGAGUGGCGAGGAGGAGGAUGGGGGUCUGAGGGAGGGGAGCCUCCAGCUGCUGGAUGAAAUGUACAACUUGCAACACAUCUGCCGAGUACUGCAGAGCCGGGAGGAGAGGCUACUCCAAGACUCUCUAGAGUAUUCAGAGGAGAACAGCGACGCUCCACUGAAACGAAAGUCACCCUACAUAUUGAAGAGGCAAGUGGGGCACAUCACUAAGACUCGGCGGCCGUACAUCUUAAAACGAAGUACAUUUUACUGACACCCCAGAGACCGCAGCACCAUUUUAAGGGACCGGACCACAUGUUUUGUGUAAUUAUGUGAUUGUGUUUAUUUUCUGU
Messenger RNA from Pundamilia nyererei, 583 nucleotides. It is a transcript of the gene nts, whose product is annotated as neurotensin. The coding region runs from base 40 to 504 and encodes 154 amino acids. Lineage: Eukaryota; Metazoa; Chordata; Actinopteri; Cichliformes; Cichlidae. The record is from RefSeq and is a predicted model, not a curated record. Gene Ontology annotation, molecular function: neuropeptide hormone activity. Gene Ontology annotation, cellular component: extracellular region. The transcript is spliced from 4 exons.